AGCAUCAGACCACAGAAAGCAGCCAAACACCGAAUAAGCAACCAUCGAUUCAGCACUCCGCAUCUCGAGCAUUGACCUCCACCUCUCCCGAUCCUCCAACACCAUCAACAUGAAGUUCUUCACCACCAUCCUCGCCAUUGGCCUCUUUGCCGGCACCUCUCUGGCUCAGGACGCUCCUGUGCAGACUGCUCACGUCACUCUCCGCUCCGAGGGCGACGACCACUCGUAUCCUCUGACCGUCCCUGCCGACGGCAAGCCCGUCUUGACGCACAGCACUCUGCCCAUUGCGCUGAUUGACGCCCCCGACUUCAACGUCCUCCAGGCCUGCGUGAUCGAGACGCCCGGCGCCAAGAACCUCAGCAGCACGAUUGCCGCCGACGGCGUGACACAGCAGGUCGUGAUUGACCCCCCGCAGGCGGUUACCAGCAUCAGCUGCCAGGGAACCUGUGUCGAGACUUAUGGUGCCUGCUUUGACACCAACGGCCAGUAUGUGGGAGCCUGCUGUAACGGUCUCUGCAUUGCCUCUCGCUGUAGGCCCUGGAACAUUGGCCAGCAGUCCUAAGGGGGCUGCCAACUUGUGACUUGUUGGCGUUGGUUCAAUGACCCUUGAACCAUGCAUAAUUGGGCUCUGUAAUUCGAGGUGCAUGCGACUGGAAAUCUGAAUGGCAAGUUGUUUGGUGGGCGAGUUUUGUUUGGUGUAAUU
Messenger RNA from Trichoderma reesei QM6a, 703 nucleotides. RefSeq lists its product as uncharacterized. The record is from RefSeq and is a predicted model, not a curated record. Lineage: Eukaryota; Fungi; Ascomycota; Sordariomycetes; Hypocreales; Hypocreaceae. The transcript has 2 exons. The coding region runs from base 110 to 562 and encodes 150 amino acids.